GCAGUGUCUCGCUGUCGGUGUUAGUGGAUGUGGUGAUCUCGGUGUUGGAGCUGCGGACUGAGGGGGCGGAUUCUCUCGGUUUAUGGAGAGAGUGUGACCGGGAGACACUGACCGACCGACCGAACGACCUACCGGGGGGCACCGAGCGCUGGGGGAUGGCGGUCAAUGUUCAUUCCACGUCUGUGAGCAGUGAGAACCUGAGUCGCCAUGACUUUUUAGCGUGGGUGAAUGACUCCUUACAGCUAAAUUAUUCCAAGAUCGAACAGAUGUGCUCAGGGGCUGCUUACUGUCAUUUCAUGGAUAUGCUAUUCCCAGGAUGUAUACAAUUAAAGAAAGUGAAGUUUCAAGCCAAACUAGAACACGAAUAUAUCCACAACUUUAAAGUCUUACAAGGGGCCUUCAAAAAGAUGAGCGUGGACAAAAUAAUCCCAGUGGAACGAUUGGUGAAAGGAAAGUUCCAGGAUAACUUUGAGUUUGUCCAGUGGUUUAAAAAAUUCUUUGAUGCCAAUUAUGAUGGGAAAGAAUAUGAUCCAAUGUUGGCCAGACAAGGACAGGAUGUGGCACCUAUGCCAAACCCAGGAGAACAUAAAAUCAAGAAGCCAAUUGGCACUGCAGUCCCACAGAGAACGUCCCCCACAGCUCCCAAAAUCAUGCAGCCCAUUGUCAGAGUGCACAACGCAGCACCCCCAGUCAGAAAAAAUAUGCAGAUCACCAGAAAUGGGGGCCACGAGAUGGACACGCAGAUAAUGGAGCUCAACCAACAGUUGAUGGAGAUGAAAUUGACGGUGGAUGGACUGGAGAAAGAGCGAGACUUCUACUUCAGCAAACUCCGAGACAUUGAGUUGAUCUGCCAAGAACACGAGAGUGAGAAUGCAGCAGUCCUCUCCAAGAUCAUCGACAUCCUGUAUGCUACAGAGGAAGGAUUUGCUCCUCCGGAAGACGAUGAAAAUGACGAAAUUCAGCCUGAGGAUCAGGAUGAAUACUAACUAUGUUUCCUACUCGUCUCCUGGCCGCACUGCAUUAUAUAUAUAAAUAUAUAGGUGCUCUUCCUGCCCGUUACACAUCAGUCAUUCUGCAAUAUGAACAUCUUAAUUUGGGAUCAGCACACAUGCUCCUGCACUAAUACUCUUCAUUACAGUUACUGGCGAUUCCACUGGGAAUCCAACCUGUGGUCAUCUCCCAGGUCUAACAUAUCCACCAAAUGUGAACUCCGCAGAGGGAGCUGUGGGCCUUUAUCUUCUGAGUUUUUAUUUAAAGCUUGCUAAGCGUGGUGAUUUCUUUAACGGGAGAUAGCCUCACUCUCUGUGUGGAGGUUUAAAGCUCGUAUUGUUUGUUCUUGUUUUACACUGUCUCUGUACAGGCCUGCAGAGGCGUUCGGCAUGGGCCCCUGGCAGGGGAUCGAUUACUAAUUGUUGUAUUCCUAUGUUAUAUGUGUGUCUAUGCAUCUCAUUGCAUUUCUACUUUCUGUUCUUUCAUGUAUUCUACCUUUAUACUGAUCAUACUUGAUUCUUUAAAACGAUGUGUUUACCAUGAAUGAAACUCACUUUAGUAAUUCUAUCCAUAAUUAUUUGAUUCCCCACAAGAGCGAUAACUUCACAUUCCAAGUGGACCCAGGUAUAUACCCUAAACGGUAAGGAGAAUCCAUUGCAUCUAAUCUUUAUAGAAUAUUUAAAGAAAUUGCCAACCCUCACUGUAUUCAUAUAUACAAAUAUGAUUUAUUCUAUAUCUGAUAUAGGAAUGCUGUGAUGUAUAUAAUUAUACGGAAAGUAAAUCGAACCAACCUUAAUCUUCUUUUAAGUGAACAUGGAUUUACUCCUAUCACUGCAUAGUCACGCUCUUUCUAUAUGAGUAAAGAAAACCAAACAACCAUCUGGUCAUAAAUAAAUCGCAUAUCGAAGAAAUUGUGCGUAUAAAUGUAAAUACCAUAUAUUCUCUAACUGUCCCUCUCCUUGGGAUUAUUGGAUGUUCCUUUCCUGGCCCGGUUCUCAUUACAAAGCUGCUCCGUAAGUGUCCUUGGAACAUAUUUAUGAGAAACACUGCUCAGAUCAUAGUGAGAUGAUCUAGAACCCACAAAAAGAGGAAUGGGCUGUAUAUAUCGAAUUUAUUGGUCUGUGAUACUUCCAUUAGAGGCUGCUCUAAUCACAUAACCAUGGCAAGUUUUAUUUCCUUAGCCGUCUGGUAAAUGUUUGCCGUAUCCUGUAUCAGACAUAUCAAUUUGUUCCUCAAGUCCCUAUAGACCAGUCAUGGUUUAGGGCAGAGGUAGGCAACUUUUGGCACUCCAUAUAUCAUAGACUACAUCUCCCAUAGUGCUCUUACUGCCCUAAUGAUGGCAAAUUAUUAAGGGACAUGCCGUCCACAUCUGGAGUGCUGAAUGUUGCCUACCCCGGGUUUAGGGUAUAUCCAGUUCUCUUCCAGUGGGUACAGCGAUGCAGUCUAAUUUCUGGUGGGUCUUAAGGUUUUGUUUGAGAAGCACUUACCUAGGCCAGUCACUUCCAGGACACCUUAGUGAGAAUAAGUCUUGGUUAACACACCGGUGUCUUCCUUUCUCUCCCUCCUAAAUUAUAUUGCCUCAGGUCCUUCUGCCUCUUUCCAUUGUCUGUCUCUCUCAGGUCCGAUGUCGUCCUUGUUGAUGUGGGCCAGUUGUAUUAUAUAUAAGAGUCUGUUGUCUGCUGUAGAAUCCUUUCUGGGGUCCUUUGUAGCAGGAGCGUUGAACGAUUGGAGAUGUAUAUUUUUGAACAAGAUUUAUAUGCACUUUUUUGACCCAACACAGAAAACCAGCCGAGAGCUGGGAACAUGAAGUUCCUUUGCGCUCUCACCGAUGAGGGAUAUGUCACCCAGCACUUUGCUGUUUACGCUAGACAGACUUUGCAACUGAAGGGGUCUGGCAGUGUGGUUUGCCAGUCCGCAUCAAGUCCAGCUUGAAAUGGUAACCUCUAGUGUACUGGAGAAUUCAGUUACAAAGAUUAAAAAGUAACGUUUUUGGGGUUCAGUCAUAUGGUAUGGUUUCCAUAAUAAGAAUAUAGUUUAUAUAUAAAUAUAUAUUUUAUAGUUUGGUUUUAUUGUCUACUAAAAGUAGUUAUUUUAAUUUAAUUUAUUUGUUUCUAAUUUAUUAAUUCAGCUUUUAGACACACAGAAAGAAAUAGAAACCUGUUGUGUGGCCUCGACUUUCUAAAGAAAGCUAUUUUGCCUUAUUCGAUAACCCUCCCGUGGGGGUAACUGUAUUCAAUUUGUAAUUCCUUUAUCUCGGAUGCUGAUUGAAAUUAAAUUAUAUAGGAUUCAAACAGUGUGAAUUUCCAAUAUUAGGGCAGAUUAGGAAAAUUAAAAACAAAGUUUGACUUUUUUUUGCCUAAAAUUAGAAAUAAAUUUCCCAACAAAUCACACUUUGGUAAAUAACUAUGAAAAUGUCAUGCCUGGAACCAAGAUGGCAUUAUAUUUUUUGAGUUGAAACAGCAUGUUUUCCAGCAGGGAGCAGCUGAGGAUCCCCCUGAGAGUGUACACUGUCCUGUUCUCGGCACAGUCCGCACCGUUGGGUGGGUUACAAACUUCACAACCCAUCUAUCUGUCAUUAGGAAAGACCUUAGCUUGCAGACCUGUGAUCCUUUACAGGUAAUAAAAGCUUCUGUUCCCCUGUCCAUCAUUCACAGCACGGAAAUGACUUGUGUACAGCGUGCCUACAGCUCUGUCGCAUACUGUGUCCUUGUUCUGCAUCCCCUACUGUAAAUGCUGCUCGUGUCACAGAAUCCAUAUAAACAUGAUAAACUGCAGUUUGGAUAAAGGGUUUUUUUGGUGCACGUAGGCUGACUUUUCUGUGUUGGAAUAAGCUGGGAAUUAAAAUUUUUUAUUUUUUUCUAUUAAUACGAUUUAUUGUGUGAGAACCCCUUUCAUUAUCAGAGGGGUAGAGAUUUGGGGUCUUAAAGUUUAUCUGAGGUUUGCAGGAGUUAUCCGUAAAAUGCGCCAGAUGCAUCCACUGUAAGACGCAGUUACCCAGAAAACAGUGAAUUUUAACACUUAACCCUUGUGAACAAAAUGAAAUUAUUUCAAAACCACAUGCUGAUGGUUAUUGUGUUGGGAGAUUUGUUCUAACAAAGUACAGAAUAGUUAUUCCAAGAUAAUCUUGGUAAUUUAUUUUAUACAUGUAAUAAUAAACAAAUGUAAACCUAUAAACAAAUUGUUAAAAACAGUUUGUGGUGUUAUGGUUACACACUGUUCUUAUUUAAACAGUCUGUUCUUACAAUGGUGUGCGGGGGAGGGGCACAAGGACAUUGAGCUGUAGUUGUGAGCUGUAGUGGUUAUGGUCCCUGGAGUGUUCUUUCAAACCAUAAUAUUGCUCAUUCGUGGUGUAUAGGCCAGACACCAUUGAGUAUUAUUAUUUCUGAUAGUUCUGAAUAAAGAACACAGAUUUGCUACAUUAAUUCACAGUUCAGCUAUAUUUCCCAGCUCAGCUCGUUUUCCCUAGAAUGUACAAUUUCCUUACCAAUUUCCAGGUGAGUGACCCCAUUUUUAUCAAAUUUUCUCCUUACGAAAUGAAUGUGUUUCUUACAGGACCCCAAACGACCCUUCAGAAUAACAAACUGUAUUGUAUAAUGAUUCCCAAAUUAAGUGAACUAGGAGUGCCUGGCGCAUUUCACACAUCUCUUAAUGCAAGCUGCCUUUGCUUCAGCCGGUAUCUGAUUUACUUAUCAGUAAAGUUGUGUUAUUUUGGAUAUUCACAGCAUUUUGGGGGAUCUGUUCUUGGAUUGAAUCAGUAACAUUCUACGGUUGCAGAUACCUCGCCAAAAGAUUCUGUGGGCAUUCUGAACUUCUCCGUUAGUUAAUGUAACAUCAGCUCCUUCUAGGAUAUUUGGUUGCGGAAUAAGAUGCUUUUUAACCUCUUUGAGUGCUGAAGUGUUGGGAGUUGCAUUGGGUCUCAUUACAUCAUCAUUCGAGUUAAUGAAAGGCCGGUAGGUGUUUGUACUUACUUGUGAAGGUCAAUGAAUGUGAAACACAAUGGGUGGAAUCUGGGAGCUUUGCCAAUACGUUGAUAUUGCCGGGCGAGAUGGUUUAACCUUCACACUGAUCGUUAAUUACCCUUGCAAUUGCUUUCAUUAUGCAACCUUCCAAUUUAAAGGAACACUCCAAGUACCAAACCAACACAGCACGAUGUAGUGGUUAUGGUGCCCUGAUACCUUCCCAGUGUAAACAGUCAAACUAUUUGCUAACAGUUUACUUUCUUUCCUUGGUCCUCCGGGAGCCAGUCCUGCUAUUUGCAGUCAGAAGGUCUUAGCAUGAACUGAGCCCAGCGAUCAGAGCUCAGCUCAUUGGCUAAGAACAAUCAACCUUAGUGGCUAUGGUGUUUGGAAUGUUAAUGCAUUAAUUUUUGCAGCUUUAUUGGAAAAUUUUGUAAGUUUGUUUGAGCAAAGGUUUGUUCAGCAUUUACUGCAGUCAGUUUUGAGGCAACAUUGUCUUCAUAGAAAAUGCUAAAAUAAGAACGGUCACUUCUUAUGUUCCCUUCCUGAACACUGCCAUUGUAAGUGUGAGUAACCUAAUGAAGGUCGGCAGGAUGUUGACAUUGCGUAAUCGCACCAGAGUGCGUGCGCGGUUUGCAGAUUUUGUGAAUUCAGCAAUGACGGCUGACGUGGAUGUGAUGGGCUCCUGACUGAGUCGCCUAAAAUGGCAGCCCUCAGGGAGGUGUCUGUGGAGGAGAGUUUUUCUUUUAAAGGGUCUAUUAUAUAAACAAGCUAAGAUUUGGGAACUGGCUUGCAAGUAAUAACACUUAAAUAAACUCUUUGUUUUAAUUGCUCACAAAAUAUCCUAAUUUCAGCAUGACAAGCUGCAACCUCCAGCAGUAUCUAAAUAAAAGCUGGAGGGAAACAACUGGCCACCCUGCAGGGUUAUUUUAGUUUGACACCGUCUGUGACACCGUCUAGCCUGGGCCGCCCCAUGCAUGUUACCAUGGACGUGAUUAAUGAAAGUGUGAAAUUCCUGCAACUGACCCUUAUCAGCAACCCUUUCCUUCCACCAGCCACCCCUCCAUACCACGUCCCAUCAUACUUGGACAGAUCCCACAUGGACUUGUUAAGUUGCUAGCGGAUUGAUUAUUUAUUUGUUUUUUUGCACACCUCUAUAAGCAACUGAAACCUAUUCGGUGGAUUCCUCUGUUCCUUAACCACCUUCUUACAGCUUUCUGCAAAAGUCAAACUGUUCUACUAUUACCAAGAGACACUCCGUGAUUCAUAUCUUCUGUUAAUCCAUGAUAAUGCUGUUCAAAUCUUGGCAUCUGUGUUAGGUUUGAUUUCAAAUAAACUGGUGUGGAAAUAAAA
This is a messenger RNA of Pelobates fuscus (common spadefoot toad), 6299 nucleotides long. RefSeq names its product microtubule associated protein RP/EB family member 3 (gene MAPRE3). Gene Ontology annotation, molecular function: microtubule plus-end binding. NCBI's taxonomy places the organism in Eukaryota, Metazoa, Chordata, Amphibia, Anura, Pelobatidae. Gene Ontology annotation, cellular component: microtubule plus-end; cytoplasmic microtubule; microtubule organizing center. The transcript is spliced from 7 exons. Bases 156 to 986 code for a protein of 276 amino acids. Gene Ontology annotation, biological process: regulation of microtubule polymerization or depolymerization; spindle assembly; protein localization to microtubule. The record is from RefSeq and is a predicted model, not a curated record.